AUGGCUACUGGCAGUUAUUUUCCUCCUCCUGGAGCUUCCUCCAGCGUAUCGCCUCGAACUUCAUCUCCAGCAUCGUCGCCACUUUCACCCCCGCUCCAACAGCGCUCCAAUGCCUUAUCAAACCGAUUGACAAGUGUACUCUCCGUGUCGUACGCGGACUCGGAUAUACGCGAUGCGCUCGAAACUCUUAACCUCAGGGGUAUUCACAACACGGCGGAGGUGCGGAGGCAAUUGCGUCUCGAUGUGCAGAAGGAGGUAGUGGAUUGCAAUGCGGAGAUCGUGAGGGACUUUGGCAACGUCGCGGAGCAAUUGAAACGCAUCGGUAGCGUCAUAUCGAGUUUGAAAGAAACAUGCGACGAAAUGCGCAAGCACAUCGUGCUGGCCAAGCAGGACACGAACCCGGUUUUGGAAGAGGCAUCUGCGUUGAUGAACCAGAAGCAAGAGGCCGAAACGAAACAACGUCUGUUGGAUGCAUUCACGAAGCAUUUCAUAGUCUCGGAUGAAGAGCUCCUGGUGCUGGCUUCGGUUGAGGAGCCAAUAAACGACGAAUUUUUCGAUGUCCUUGCGCGGGUAAAACAGGUCCACCGUGACUGCGAAGCUCUGCUGGGUGCAGAAAACGAGCGGCUUGGUCUUGAGCUCAUGGAUAAAAGCUCUAGGAGUCUGAACUCGGCCUAUCAAAAGCUAUACAGGUGGAUUCAAAAAGAGUUCAAGUCAUUGAAUCUCGAGGAUCCCCGAAUCAGUAGCACUAUCCGCCGCGCUCUGCGUGUGCUGGCUGAGCGUCCAAGCUUGUUUCAUAGCUGUCUGGACUUCUUCGCAGAAGCGAGAGACUACGUCCUGUCAGAUGCGUUCCAUUAUGCCCUAACUGAUGCCGUCUCUGGAGGCGAUAAUGCCGUGAAGCCCAUCGAAUUCUCCGCCCAUGACCCCCUGAGGUAUAUUGGAGAUAUGCUCGCGUGGGUUCACUCCACAACGGUCUCAGAGCGUGAAGCUCUGGAAGCCUUGUUUGUUGAUGAGGGUGAUGAGCUUGCCAAGGGAAUUCGAGCCGGUCUAAGCAGCGAGCCGUGGUCACGCAUCGACGAGGAUGCAGAAGUUACUUUUGACGGACAAAAGGCCCUCAGCGAUCUAGUCAGUCGUGAUCUCAUUGGGGUUGCUCGUUCAUUGCGGCAGCGUGUUGAACUGGUGAUCCAAGGCCACGAUGAUCCAGUCACUUGCUACAAGGUCGUCAAUCUACUUUCCUUUUAUCAGACCACUUUUUCUAACCUGAUGGGCCCUAACUCCAACCUCGCCGACCUGCUCCAAGCCCUCGAAAAGUUCACAUUGAACCACUUCCAGACAAUAAUGCGCGACGAUGUCAGCAACCUCUCAACAGAUCAUUCCGCUCUUGCGCCUCCACACGAUCUAUCGGCGCCCCAGUUCCUGCUAGACUCGUUAGAGAUUCUAACAUCCGUGAUGAGAGCCCACGAAGCAUCUCUAGGAACAGACGAACUCAGCACCACGCCCGGAAUCGAAGAAAACAAAUUCACACCAGUCCUCCACGCAGCUCUCGAUCCGUUCUUCAGCCUCGCAAAAUCUUCUGCAGAUGAACUUACCAAUCCCACUGCGCGUGCAAUCUACCUUACAAACAUUCAUAUCACCGUACGCUCCUCCAUAUCACCCUUCCCCUUCGCAACAGCAACGCAUCUUCCUCCUCUCUCAUCAACACUCUCCACUCUCCGUGUCGAGCUCCUGGAGAUUCAACACCGCUAUCUCCUCAACACCUCAGGCCUCCAGGUCCUCAUAACUGCCCUGCAAACUUUCUCGCAAUCUCCAGGGUCAGGCACAGAUCAAGAUCUCGCCGCCAUUGCAAAACUCGCGGCCUUCCAGCCCGAGGCCCUCGUUGCUAUCAGUCAGCAACUAGACGACUUCCUCCCCUCCGCACUCAUGGACGCCACGGAUAAUCUGAAGCGCGUGCAGAAUGCGACCUUUGUGAAGAGCGUUACAGAAGAAGCAGUUGAGGCGUUUUGCCGUGAUUUCGAAUUUGUGGAGGGUAUGAUUAUUGGAGCUGACGAGGCCAGAUGCAUUGGGCAAGCUGACGGUGCGGUUGCGGAGGACGAAGGAGAUGAUAAAGAUGAAAAAGGAAGCGAACAGGAACAAAGCCUAAGGAGGUUGUUCCCGCGCACAACGGGAGAAAUCCGGGUCUUGUUGAGUUGA
Molecule: messenger RNA, 2187 nt
Organism: Aspergillus mulundensis
Lineage: Eukaryota; Fungi; Ascomycota; Eurotiomycetes; Eurotiales; Aspergillaceae
Gene: cog6
Product: Golgi transport complex subunit COG6
Exons: 2
Coding region: 1-2187 (728 amino acids)
Biological process (GO): intra-Golgi vesicle-mediated transport
Cellular component (GO): COG complex
Source: RefSeq, a predicted model, not a curated record